Penicillium chermesinum is the source of this 534-nucleotide messenger RNA. RefSeq names its product 2,4'-dihydroxyacetophenone dioxygenase family protein. The transcript has a single exon. Lineage: Eukaryota; Fungi; Ascomycota; Eurotiomycetes; Eurotiales; Aspergillaceae. The record is from RefSeq and is a predicted model, not a curated record. The coding region runs from base 1 to 534 and encodes 177 amino acids.
AUGACCCUUACGGAAAAGGGAGACCUCUCAGCUCAGCCCUAUCGCGGCGACAAGCUCCCCAGCGUCCCCGAAGACCUUGUCGUCACCGGUGCCCUAGACCUGGACUGCGACGAGCGUCUCUGGGUCCCCCAAGCCAAAGACGUGUGGUUCCGACCGCUCUGUUUCAGUGUAUCCCAAGGCUACUUUGUCAAUAUCUUGCGCGUUAGAAGGAGUGGGAUUCUUUCGCGCCAUCGUCAUACCGGCCCAGUCCAUGCCACCGUCCUCCGUGGUCGCUGGCACUAUCUAGAGCACCCUUGGUGGGCUGAAGAAGGUGGGUAUGCCUUUGAGCCUCCUGGCGAUAUCCAUACUUUGGAGGUUCCUGAUGGCGUGCAAGAGAUGGUGACCCUGUUCCAUGUUACGGGGGCUUAUAUUUAUGUGGAUCCUGAGGGAACGGCCCUGGGAAUCGAGGACGUGUUCAGCAAAUUGCAAGCUGCGCGGAAACACUAUGAAGAGGUUGGGCUCGGGGCAAGCUUUGCGGAUCAGUUCGUGCGAUAA